This is a messenger RNA of Physcomitrium patens, 5046 nucleotides long. RefSeq names its product protein ENHANCED DOWNY MILDEW 2. Lineage: Eukaryota; Viridiplantae; Streptophyta; Bryopsida; Funariales; Funariaceae. The record is from RefSeq and is a predicted model, not a curated record.
GCAGACUGGGUCGCGGUGGGAAAAGUGAGCGAGCGAGGGAGGGAGAUCGUGAAGUGAAGUGAAAUGAAAGGAGUGAGGCAGGGCAGUACUUACUCACUGGCUGACAUUCUGCUACAGUAUAGUUUCAUGAGGAGGAGUUGUUGUUGUUGUUGUUUUCUCUAUCUUUUCGGAGCAGUCUUAUUUCCUACCUAACUGUAGGAAGUAAAGGAAAGGAAAGAAUGCAUGCAUGAAUACCUGACUUUCCCCUUCGUCUUGGACUUUCCACUCUCUUGUGGGGUUUGCGGUGGUGAUGUGUAGGUGUUUUUAGAUUAGGAGUCGCGAAUUCCAUUCAUUUUGGUAUCUGUGUAGAGUUUACGGAUUGCCUGCGGGCGCGCAAGCUGGGGUUCCCAUUUCAUGGAGUAAAUUCGACGUUGUCGAGAUUAGGGGUGGUGGGAGGACGGUUCGCAGAGUUUGAAGGAAUUUGCGUUGCUGGGUGGAAGAGGGUUGGCGCGACAGAGUGACAGAGUGAACCUAUUAUCGUUAGUAUGAUUUUCGGAACUGGUCAUCAGGGCUGGCAAGGAUUUGAGCAUUUUUUUUUGUCUAGUGUGAGGCGUUAAACAAUUGAUCGUAACUGGUGAAGGGGAUAUUCCGUUGGAGCCAGUUGAGGACAUUUUUGUUGGGAGUUGUGUGCGUCGCUCGCGAUUUCUUCAAUCAACUUUUUUCUCUCGUAAUUGCUAUCAAGAAAGCGGUUGCGAUUUUCUUUGACUUUGUUUGAUUCUCUGAUUGCAUUUUCUCCACUCCUUGGAUUUGCCUUGGGGUGGUGGCAGUGUGCCCUAAUUAGUGCAUUGUUGCCGAUGGGUGAGUUCAUUUGAUCUCUUUUUCUUGCAUUGGUGAGAUAUAGAGGCCCGACGGUUAUCAUGGCACGGGCUUCGGGACGUUAUGUAAUGACUGGUGAUAAAGAUGGAGAUUACCGUAUGGUUGUUGAAUUUGAGGAUGAUUUAAUGCCAGACCAAGUGCUUCGAAAAGACGGGUAUUAUUUGGGGGAGCGCACGAAAAGUGCCAUGAUUGUUGCCCUGCAACUUAAGUCAGAACAACCACCCCAUUCACCAGAGUUUCCAGAACAUAAGGAGGAAGAAGACAAAGCUGACGUCAAUGUAGUUAAUGUAGGCAUCGCAAAAGUUGAAGAUAUGCGUACUAACGAGCCGCAAAGCUCGACGGAAUCUCUCAAGCCACCUACUCCAGGGUCUUCCUCAACACAGGCAGCUAUGGGUUUUUUAACGAAAGAGCCUGGAACGUCUCAACCAGUGGGAUGGGGUCAGCCGGAGGGGCAUGAUUUCAAGGGAAAGGCUGCGAGAGCAGUGGGUCGUGCACCCAUCGGUCAUCUUAGACGUGAUAGCAGCGAUGAUGAGGUCGAAGUUGAGAUCGUGGAAGUCGAUGCGUACACGAUCGUAGACGAUGAAAAUAAUAAACCAGUAUCACUUUGUGACGUGCCGCUGGAAUUUGAGGGGCGAUCGACGAAGGACUUCGCCAGCACUAGUACCGAGGUGUAUUUGCAUGGCAAGAGUGGGGGCGAGUAUAUUAUGCGCUCCAUUCGAGCGUGGAAGUUGGCAUUCCCUGGUAAUGGGACUUUUAAUAUUUUAGUUAAGAUCAACACGCAGAAGGGUGAUACGAAUUGGGUGAAGCUCGGGAAACCUCAGUUUGGCUACAAGGAAACAGCGGAGAGCGUCUUCUGUAUAGCUAAGUUCCUCGCCCUCCUGAAAGAAGAGCCACACGCAAGUGGAGACUUAGUGGGGAAGCGUCUUGAUGAAUGGGAUGUUCCUAAAGCGACUAUAUAUGGUCACCUUAGUAAGCGGUUCGCAGUGGUUGAGCAGUAUAUCAAUCUGGAUUCUGGACUGAAGGAUUCGGAUCUUGUGCAGGCUCUUAGUACUUUCAGAUCAGUAGUCUUCAAAGAUAAAGCAGCAAACUCUGGAAAGCGAAUGCUUUCGGAUGACAGUUCUGAUGAAGACGGCAAUCUACGUGUGAAAAGACAUAAGAAGGAUUUUGGAAACACUGUUGAUAAUAAUGAGGUCGGGAAGCCAGAAGAUGAAAUUAUGCACGACUCGGGUGAUGAGGUAAACUUUGUGGAGGAUGAAAAAGACGUUGAAAUUGACGAAGCCUCUGAAGAAUUAGGAGAUUCGUUGUGCAUUAUUUGUGAUGACGGAGGUGAAUUGCUGUGCUGCGAUGGUCCCUGUAUGCGGUCGUUUCACGCCAUUAGAGACCCCCAGCAUAAUUGCGAAACGCUUAAACUUACCAAAUCUGCCAUUGCGAAAAUGGUUGGUCAAUGGCUUUGCAAAAAUUGCGUGUAUAAAAAGCACCAAUGUUACGUUUGUGGGGAGCUUGGUGAUUCUGAUGAGGAUUUGGGAGUUAAAAGAGAGGUUUUUGUGUGUGAUGUCGCGUGUUGCGGUAAAUUUUAUCAUCCUACGUGUGUUGCAAACGAAAUUGCACUUACUGAGGAUGAUAGAAAAUUACUUGCAACGAACAUACAAGCUGGAGUAGAAUCCUUUGCUUGUCCUCUGCACAGAUGUAAAAAAUGUGGUAAAGGUGAAGAUUCGACGGAAGAGUCUCUUUUACUUGCUAGGUGCAGACGCUGCCCUGCAACAUGGCAUAAAAAAUGCUUGCCAAGUGGAAUACGUUUUGCGGAGGAGACGGACGACAAGCAUCCUGAAGUACGAGCCUGGGCAUUUGGAGAUGUCUAUAAGCGGUUCAUUAUCUACUGCACGAAACAUAAAAUCAUGAAAGAUUUAGGCACGCCUAAACGGAACCACGUUAAGUUCCCAAGAGUCCUUGAGCGCCCUGGGGAUCCUGAGGUGUUCAAACAACUCAAAUCGAAAGUCGCCGCUGAAGCUAAUGUGUCACCCAGCUUAGAGGCCAAAGCGUCUUCUUCUUUAAAGCCUAUACUGGUAGAUAAAAGUGCAAAAAAGAAACAUUCUGGUGUUGAACUGCUUGCCAAGGAAAAAAGGCCUGAGGAAAUUCGUGAACUUCCCUUGGCUUCACCACCAAGGUUAAGCAUAUCUGCAGAUAUGUUGAAGAAGUCUGAAGAUGCUGCAAAGAGGGUUGUUUUAGGAGUUAUUGCCGAGUCCGCGCAAAAGGUGACGGAUCAAUCCGUAAAGCUCAAGCUCGCACUUCCUAGUAUUUAUAGGGAGAGAAGAGGUUUUAGUUUUAUGAAGCAGGGUCAUAAGGAUUCGAUUUUGAAGGCCGCAAGGAUUGUUUUAGAGAAGUUACGAAGCAAAAAAAUAACAGUGGAGGAGGCAAAGGCCAUGUGUAAUCCAAGUAAUAUUAACAGAAUUGAAUUGGAAGAGGAUUAUUUAAAAACUUUUCUCGCGCCUACUCUUUAUGGGGACCGAUAUGUAUCUUAUGGGCGACACUUCACUAAACUUGAGAAGCUUAGAAAGGUGGUGCGAAGACUUCAUCCGUUAAUUUGGGACCACGAUACGAUUGUGGAUUUUAGCUGUGGAGAUAAUUCUUUUUCCCGGCUGCUGCACAAUGCUCUUUCAGAUGCUGGAAAGACUCAUUUGAAGUUCAAGAACUUCGACAUCUUUCCACCAAAAGAUACGUUUGAAUUCGAGCGGAAGGACUGGUUCGACACCAAAGCUACUGAAUUUGGAUCUGGUGAAAAUCUGGUUAUAGGUUUAAACCCUCCAUUUCCUUUUGCGGAGAAGUUUGUGGCUCACGCUUUGAUGAUGCAACCCAGACUACUUGUCCUUAUCACUCCUCCAUUGAAGAAUAAAAUGGAGCAUCGAGGCUACAACUGUUUGGAGGAUGAUCAUUUACUUUUGGAUGACAAUUCGUUCUAUGUACCUGGUAGCCUGCAUGAUCAGCAUAUGGAGAGCUUGCAGCAGGUUAAUGCUGUGGUCCCGCAUUUUUGUAUCUACGUCCACAAGAAGUUUUUCAGGGCCUAUGUUCCACGAAAAGAGUUGCUGCUGUCACCCACCCCUAGCCAGCCAAUUCGUGUGAAUGAGAAGCCUGUAAAGCCUCUCCAAUCAUCGAAACCGACUUCCAGUCUCUUUAUCGAAAACCCUGGCCUUGCUAGACCGGUUUCGUAUCGCGCUCAACCUAAUCCAUCCCCAAAUCCUAGAUCUUCUGAAAAAAUAACACGAAGGAGCCCACAGACUCGUGACCCAAGACUCGCAAGUCGGCAGCCUCAGCACGUACCAAGAAGGGAACACAGGUCACCGACUUUUGAUCCGCGCGUUAGAGAUACAUUCUCUCCAAUUGGUAAUUUACCGAAUAGCAGAAGCUCAAGGUGGGGUCAACCGCUACUGCCAACGCCAACGCCACCUCCUCCGCCACCUCCACCUCAACUGCAUCCAUAUGCUCAUCGUCCUUCCCAGUUCCUACCUCACCCGUAUGAACAUCAAGCUUAUAACCCUGAACAACCCUACCUUUUCCCUACAUCACAACUUUCUUCCUCGGUUCCCUAUCCACAUCAUUUUCAGAAUACGCAUUCGUUUCGGCAGCAGAGUUCCCAGCACUUCCACCCAGGCCAACAAUCUCGAAGGGAUCCUCAUUACCAACAUGGAACGACCUCUGAGAGGGAGGAUAGUAACAUUGGAGGAUGGAUCGAUUAACGACCCGUGAUCUUAUGGAUGAUGAGCAUGGACUGAAGGCAUGGGGAGUAUGUUUUGGGAUGCUUCUUGGAUAAGGUAUUGGUUUACUGAGUUGGGGUUUAAGGUGAGUUCCCGAGGUCUCUGACAUGGUGGGUCCUCAUGCUUCCCCUUCGGAACUAGAUGCACUUGAGGUCCUGCCUUUUAAUCUCACUUGAUUUAGAUCGUCUUUACAGAUGUACUCUGGAGUUGUAUUCUAUCAGUGAAAAAACAUUUCACGUUUCUGACUUCUAGUUAUACACUCAAGUACGGCAAUGCCUUUUGAGGAUGUGAAGUGGUUUUGACAUACUAGUCUUAAGCAGGCAUGCUUGGGAGCUAUUUAGGACUUUGGAGAUACUUGUUUCAAGAUUGAUUAAGGUUUGUCGUGCUCUUAAUAACUUUCCGAUGAUUUUACCAACUAUCAAGCCAUUUAUGGGGUUCGUAA